Molecule: messenger RNA, 2514 nt
Organism: Ahaetulla prasina
Lineage: Eukaryota; Metazoa; Chordata; Lepidosauria; Squamata; Colubridae
Product: vomeronasal type-2 receptor 26-like
Exons: 6
Coding region: 1-2514 (837 amino acids)
Biological process (GO): G protein-coupled receptor signaling pathway
Cellular component (GO): membrane
Molecular function (GO): G protein-coupled receptor activity
Source: RefSeq, a predicted model, not a curated record
AUGGUACCCCACAUCCUACACCACCAUGCUUCUGUCAUGUCCACUAUGGAAGGGGACUCCCCUCCUAUGCUGAUUGGUCACCCAAUCCAAGAAGAAAGCCCCGUUGCUAAGAAUUACCAACACAUCCUGGCUAUGGCAUUUGCUGUAAAGGAAAUAAAUGAAAACCCUCAAAUCUUAUCCAAUCUCACCUUGGGCUUCCGUAUUUAUGACAGCUAUGAUAAUGCUCAAAGGACUUAUCAGGCUACAAUGCUUUUUCUCUCAUCAGCGGAGAGACUGAUACCCAACUACAGCUGCAACAUCCAUAAUAAUUUAAUAUCUGUUGUUGGAGGAUUGGAUGCUGAAAUCUCUCUUCACAUCUCCACCAUCUUGGAUAUCUAUAAAAUUCCACAGCUUAUUUAUGGUUCGGCUCCGUUGAUGAAUGAAAAAUCUCCAGAACUCACUUUUUAUCAGAUGGUUCCUCCAGAUCUGCUUCAGUAUGCAGGGAUUGUCUCACUGCUCCUACAUUUUAGGUGGACGUGGAUUGGGAUCCUUACCAUGGAUGAUGAUCAAAGUGAAAAAUUUGUACAAACUGUGAUUCCAGUUUUUUCCAAAAGAGGGAUUUGCUACUCUUUCAUUGAAAAAAUUGACAAAUUUACUGAUAUAGAUGGACUUUAUAAUAUGAUUCAGAAAGGAGUAAAAAUCUAUGAUCAAGUCAUGAGUGGUAAAGCCAAUGCAUUUGUGAUCUAUGGGGAGUCCUUCACCAUGAUAUUUUUGAGAUGGUUGCAAUAUAUACCAAGUAUAGAAAAGACAAGUGCUAAACCAAAAGGUAUUGUGUGGAUAAUGACAGCCCAGAUAGAGCUGACUUCCUCAGCAUUUCAACGUUCCUGGAGUACAGAAAUAAUCCAUGGUGCCCUUUCCUUCUCAAUGCCCUCUGCUUAUCUACCAGAGUUUCGGUCAUUUGCUGCAAAGCAAAACCCCAUCUUCAGUAGAAAGGAAAAUGGAUUUAUCAGUCAGUUUUGGCAAGAUGCCUUCAACUGUGUUUUCUCAGAUGAGGUUGUGAGUGAUGUGCCCGAAGACAUCUGUACUGGGAAAGAGAAUCUGAAGAGCCUUCCUGCAUCUAUUUUUGAAAUAGACAUGACUGGCCAUAGUUACAGUAUCUACAAUGGUAUUUAUGCAAUAGCUCAUGCUUUCCAUGCCAUAUCCACAUCUAGAUAUAAACAUAGACCAAUGGGGGUCAGAGGAGGAGAAUUUGGUUUAUUUAUUUAUUUAUUUGCUCAGCUUCAUUACUUUCUAAGAGGAGUCUCUUUUAACAAUAGUGCUGGGGACCAGAUCUCCUUUGAUCAAAAUGGCAUAGUAAGAGCUGGAUUUGAUAUUAUCAACUGGAUUGCUUUCCCAAACAAAUCAUUUCUUCGUGUAAAAAUUGGGAAGGUGGAUCACCGAGCUCCUCCAGAUCAAGGUUUAACUAUCAGUGAUGACCCCAUUACAUGGCACAUUCUGUUCAACCAGGUGCAGCCUAUUUCUAUCUGUACUGAGAGCUGUUACCCAGGUUUCAGCAAGAAAGUCAAGGAAGGGCAGCCAUUUUGCUGCUAUGAUUGCAUCCCCUGCCCAGAUGGUAGCAUUUCAACUGAGAAUGACAAAAAUGAAUGCUUUAGAUGCAAAGAUGAGUAUUAUCCCAGCAUAAGAAAAGACUUCUGUGUUCCAAAAAAUGUCAGUUUCUUGACUUACAAAGAACCUUUAGGGUUGAGUUUAGCCUGUCUUGCACACUCUUUUUCCCUAGCCACAGUUCUGGUGCUAGGAAUAUUUGUGAAGAACCAUAACACUCCCAUCGUCAUAGCCAACAAUCGGGAUCUGACCUACAUUCUCCUCAUCUCUCUCCUGCUCUGCUUCCUUUCUGCACUUCUAUUCAUUGGCCAGCCUGGAAAAGUGACCUGUCUUUUGCAAAAAACUACCUUUGGAAUGGUCUUCUCAGUGGCUGUUUCUUCUAUCUUGGCAAAAACUAUCACAGUGGUUCUAGCAUUUAUGGCUACCAAACCAGGUUCCAGAAUGAGAAAGUGGGUGGGGAAGAAAUUAACCAAUUCCAUUGUUGUUUCCUGCUCCCUUGUCCAAGCAAGCAUCUGUACUUUAUGGCUGUUAAUGGCUCCCCCUUUCCCAGAUGUUGAUAUGGUCUCAGUGCCUGAAGAAAUUGUACUACAAUGUAAUGAAGGCUCUGUGAUCAUGUUUUAUUGUGUUCUUGGCUAUAUGGGUUUCCUGGCUCUUAUCAGCUUCACUACAGCUUUCCUUGCUAGGAAGUUACCGGACAGUUUCAAUGAAGCCAAGUUCAUCACCUUCAGCAUGUUGGUCUUUUGCAGUGUUUGGUUGUCCUUUGUCCCAGCAUAUUUGAGCUCCAAGGGAAAAUAUAUGGUGGCUGUGGAGAUCUUUUCCAUCUUAGCCUCUGGUGCUGGGCUUUUAUUUUGCAUCUUUUCCCCAAAAUGCUUUGUCAUUGUGUUGCAACCAGAACUGAAUAAUAGGGAACAAUUAAUUAGAAGAAAAGAAUGA